AUGCAGGAAUCGAUGGCCACCGAGGUUCUCAACUUGGAAGACGCCCAUUACUUGUCUCUGGAGGAGACCCACCUGGACCGAGCCGCAGCGCAGUACCGGAGGCGUUUGACUAAUCGCCCUCGCAUCGGUUCCCGCACGCUCUUUGGAAAAUUCAUUGACGCGUGCCGCCUGUAUGACCUGCAAUACGACCUCUCUUCGACGUCGGCGUCUGGCGUCGCGUCGUUGAAGACUCUGUUGUCCGCCUUCGUGGCACCUUCUUCGUGUGACUGGUGGCCUGCCGACAGUGACAUCAGGGGUGUUGCCCAUGGCUUCUGCAAACUACAGCGAGUCUACGAGGUCUCAGUCGCGCGGAUCAUGGCAAUGAUUUCCCGUCGGCUACCGUCUGUUUCGCCGCAAGACCUCAGCCUAAUCGCAAGAGGCUGCUACUCCAACGCGGCGCAUGGCAGCAAUACGGCCUGGUCUGAACAAGCGCUCGCCGCGGCACAGUACAUACAGAAUAGCCCUCGCAACCUCGAGGUGGGACUCUGGUGGCUUCAGGCCAAUGACGCGAGGCGCGCGGCGUUGAAAUCAAAGCACCGGCACCUGUAUCCAGCCCCGCCGGAGACCGACGUGGACGAAUACAAGUCGGUGUGCGCAGAAAAUGACGGCUUGCGAUCCACUACGGCCCAACUCAGUUGUGUCAUGUGGACUGGCGACGGAGACCCCCGGUUAAUACUGGCGCCGCUCAAGUUGGAAGUACUGUCCCUCACGCCCCGCGUCGUGGCAUUCGCUGACUUCCUCACUCCCUCUGAAGUGGCCUACAUUCAGGACGCUGGGCAUACUGGUUUGGAGCGAGGAACUAUUUACGUCUCGGGUAAUCCAUCAGGAAUAUCAAGUUACGACCGCAUCAGCAAGGUAUCCUGGCUAUAUGAUACUGAGCACCCUUUUCUGAGUUCACUGGGUCGUCGCAUCAGCUUGGCCUCGGGCCUGUCGUUGGAGUCUUCCGAGGCUUACCAGGUGGCCAACUAUGGGCUUGGCGGACACUACACGGCGCACAACGAUGCCAGAGACUUCGAGCAGGUCGCGGACGAAUUGUACACGAGGGACGUCAACCGCCUGGCCACCAUGCUACUCUACCUGACCGACGUCUCGCUAGGCGGUGCCACUGGGUUCGUUCAUUUGCAGCUGGCCGUGAAGCCACACCGUGGCUCGGCCUUCUUCUGGUACGACCUGGCACCGCAGUCGGGUAACGACGCGCCGAUACACUUCUCCUUCUGGCACCAGAAGAAAGCACUGGAGGAACUCACGAGACACGUGGGUUGUCCCGUUCUGUGGGGAACCAAGUGGAUAGCUACGAAGUGGAUUCACGAGCGCAACAAUGUUGUGGUGCGCUUUGACUGCCCUGGAUAA
Molecule: messenger RNA, 1389 nt
Organism: Rhipicephalus sanguineus (brown dog tick)
Lineage: Eukaryota; Metazoa; Arthropoda; Arachnida; Ixodida; Ixodidae
Product: prolyl 4-hydroxylase subunit alpha-1
Exons: 2
Coding region: 1-1389 (462 amino acids)
Biological process (GO): peptidyl-proline hydroxylation to 4-hydroxy-L-proline
Cellular component (GO): endoplasmic reticulum
Molecular function (GO): procollagen-proline 4-dioxygenase activity; L-ascorbic acid binding; iron ion binding
Source: RefSeq, a predicted model, not a curated record